AAAAGGGGGCGGUCCCGCCGUGCGCACCAAGCAGAACUCAGGGUAUGGUGCGCCCGGCUCUUUUGCUGCGCACAGCCCGGCCCCGGAUCGCGGGCGGCGCGCACUUAGAGGGGCGGGUGCAAGCGCAGGGCGGGACCUCUAAGCCCGGCCCCACCUCCGUCUGAAAAAAGGAGGAGCCGGCUCCAGGGCUCCGCAGCUGCCUGCCUGCCUAUUGGCGUCUUCGGUGGGAGCUCCAGCAUCUCCUAGGCUCGAAAUGGACCCCAACUGCUCCUGCGCCACUGGUGGCUCCUGCACGUGCGCUGGCUCCUGCAAGUGCAAAGAUUGCAAAUGCACCUCCUGCAAGAAGAGUGAGUGUGGGGUCAUCUCCAGGAAUCUGGGGCUGUGGCUAAGGUUGGGAGGGAACUCAAGGCUGGCCCUGAGUACCUGCUUCUGGGGAACUGGGCUUUCUUUGCCCUCAUUGUCCGUGUCAUUCCCUCUCCAGGCUUUCUGCCCUAAAUUCAGAUGGGGCAGGACAGCAUUUUUCUCUUGGGACACAAACCCCAACUGUACCCCCUAUGGUUUCAGAACAGAGCUGUGCCAGACGAAAAAACCAUCCUCUGGAUCUGGGUUCUGAGCUCCAGCCAGGCUUGCUAUUAGGGCAGAGAGGUGCCUGGUCAAGUCAGCUGCCACCUCUCACUCUCCCCUUC
This is a messenger RNA of Symphalangus syndactylus (siamang), 686 nucleotides long. Its product is annotated as metallothionein-1E-like. Gene Ontology annotation, cellular component: nucleus; cytoplasm. Gene Ontology annotation, biological process: detoxification of copper ion; intracellular zinc ion homeostasis; cellular response to cadmium ion. Gene Ontology annotation, molecular function: metal ion binding. The record is from RefSeq and is a predicted model, not a curated record. Lineage: Eukaryota; Metazoa; Chordata; Mammalia; Primates; Hylobatidae.